CACACAUCCAAGCUUAAAGGUUGUGCUCCAAACCCCUCCCAUUUCAUUAUAUCAAUAAACAAAACUCAAAGGACAGUUUUCAGCACAGUCACACAAGGUGAAGGAUGUCUACCCUUAAACAGAAGCCUAGAACAGAACGGGACAAAUUUAUAGAUGCUAUUGUGAAAGUGACUGAAGAGGCCAGCAAGAAAUCCGCUGAAGAAUUGCUGUUUCUUUAUAAAGGGGUUUUAUACCCCAUUUACAUCUGCAGUGAGGCGACCUUCCAAGCUGUGCAAUCACUGGAAGCCAGGGAAGAUGAUAUGUUCAUUGCAACUUACCCAAAAUGUGGUGAGUGAUUAAAAUACAAAGUUUUUGGAAAGUUGAGGAAGGUUAUUUAAUCAGGUUAUCUUAUUAGGUGGGAUCAAUAAUUUUUGAAGGACGUUCCAUCAAUCCUAUAUAAUUAAUGAAUGAAUUAGCACCCGGCUUAUUUAUAUAAUAAUUCUGCGAACACAAGGAAACAAAUAUGGUAUAUGUAUGCAUCAAUGCAGUGGGGUAAGGGUUAAGAUUAAUUACAGCAAAAAUAAAUAGAACUGAUUUACACCACACUGAACUUUUAUCUUUUUUUUUUUUCAACUUGACAAUUUUUAUUCGUUUUUGGAAUACAGAAGGAAAAAAAAAGGGGGAGGGGAGAAGCUGUUGGUACAUUAUCAAAGACUUCUCAACAGUACAAUAAAUGCAUUUGUCACACCUUUGGUUCAUGUUAUUUUUUUUUUUUUUUGGGAUACAGAAGAGAGAUAGGGUAAGGAGGGGAACAACAAUCACAUCUUCACUUUGUUUGAGUUCAACUUGUCAUUAAUUAUGUUAUACACCUUAGGCGUCAAUGGCCUUUUUGGUGAACGACCUUUCGUGUGCAGGGGGGGAGGGGAGCGGGGGAAGGAGGGGUACAGCAAGAAAUUGGGAGUUAGGGGAGGGGUAUGAGGGGAGCAGACACGAUCUGUUUACUUGUUUUAUUUCCUAGUUGUAUUAAUAAUCAGUGUCACCUAUUUGACCUGUUUUCUUUUAUUUAUUUAUUUAUUUUUAUAUUUUAUUUUUUUCUAUUAUCGUUGGCAUCUAACGUCUCCAAGGUCUCUGUGACCUUUCUCUUUUGUCUAUUGUUUAACUUUUGUGAUCCCUCCUCUCUUUCCUUGUGGUCGUGGUCAUGCAUAGAGACCACCUCUGUUCGUGUCCAUAAAACUAAAACUAUGUACGUGUGGGUGAACAAUCCCGGUGCAGGUGGCUGUCUCCUCCUUCUCUAACUAUUGUGGUACCAUUUCACUGUGGGGGUGUUUCAUUUUGUGUCAAGAACUAGUCCUUCUAUUUUUUUUUUUUUUCCUCUCUCCCUACUCCCUCUCCACCCCCCAUCGCAGUUACCCACUUUGUGUGGGCCAAGAUGGCGUAUUUGUUGGUUGGGUUUUGUCUGUUCAGUCCCCUUUCAUACACCAAAUUCGUGGUUAUUUGCUGAAGUAGGGCCUCCCUAGUGGGUGCUUGCGUUUGUUUCCACACCCUAGCUAUUAGGGUGCUGGCCGCUGCUAGAAUAUGAAACAGUAACCGGGAGUUUGUUGUAUUGUGUUCUUCUAAACCCAUGAACAAGAGUCCACAUUCUGGUGUUAUUGUGACCUCACUACCUAGUGCCCUUGUCGCUAUUUCUUCCACCUCCCCCCAGUAUUUGGCUAUGCUUGUGCAUUUCCACCAUAUGUGGUACAUCGUUCCCUUCUCUUCUCUGCAUCUCCAGCAUAUGUUGGAAGAGUUCGGGUAGAUUUUUGCCAACCUCUCAGGCACCAUGUACCAGCGGUACUGUAUUUUGAGCAUCUGCUCCAAGUGAGACGCACAGUUCGUCCUCUUCUUGUGUGCCAAAACUGCUUUUCCUCAUUGUUGUUCAGUAAAGGUUUUCCCUAUGUCUGUCUGCCAUGCUGUUUUAAACUUGUCUAGGGUAUUUGUAGGUUGCUGGAUUAACAGGUUGUAUAGGGUGGUAUUAGCCUCCUGGGCUGUUUUGUGGCUUCACAUAGUUGUUCAAUGCGUCGUGCAGUGGCUGUUUCAGUGACAUUUUGAGAUCCUUGGAUCAUGGAUUUCACUUGGAGGUAUUGGAAAAUGGUGUUGUGCGGAAGUGUGUAUCUAUGUUGUAAGUCUGGGAAGUUGGCUAGUUUGCCUUUGUCAUACAGCUGGCUAAUCAUUGUGCAUCCCUGUUUAAUCCAUGGGCGGUAAUCAAAGGUGGGGUUCACUAAGUGCAGACUGUACAGGGGGGUCGCUCGUGCCCACUCUGUGGUGCAUCCCCAUUUUGACCUGAAAGUGUCCCAUUUUUUAAUAAGAGUUGUGUAGUAAGCGGCACAUCUUGGUGCACCUUCCUUUGUGUAUCCAGAAUAGAUAACUCAGGCCCCUGGGAGAUGCCCAAACAGCCUCUAUGUCCACCCACUGUGGCACCUCCUCCUUUGCGUGGGCCUGUAUGACCGUGGUCAGGAUAGCCGCUUUGUAAUAUUGUUUUAUGUCUGGCAUCCCCAAGCCCCCUUGCACCUGUGGUUUGCUCAGUACUUUAGCUGCCACCCUGGCCUUUUGGUGUGCCCAUAUGAAGCCCGUUAUGAGUUUCUGCAGUUUAUCUAGGUAUGUUUUUGGUACAUGGAUUUGUAGGGUUCUUAUCAAGUAUUGAAAUUUUGGCAACACUAUCAUUUUGACUGCGGCCAUCCUGCCCAGCCACGACAGGGAGCGUUUAUCUUUUUUUGAUGUCAGGUUUCCAAGCAUACGCUUUGCAGGGUUUGCGCUGCACUGGGAGACUACUCAAUCACAUUGGAAUACAGCCUUGCCACAUACAGUCACUCCCACACACACACACUUGACAGAGAUACCCUCAUAUCCUGUCACAUUCACCCCCUCAGCCACGUUAAAUCCCCUUACCCAGCCACAGUCACGCGUGAAGAUUUUGAUUGUCAUACACAUAUGAAACACAGGCUCACCAUACACGCAGCACACAAAGACCCCCUUAGAGAAAUCACAAUUGCUUUAAAAGUUGCGUUUUAUGCAGUACUUAUUUAACAUCUACCUUAUAGCAAUUAGAAAGGAUAGAGUUUUGAAAUUCUAUAUAAUAAGCUGCUAGCACAUGUGUUGCUAACACAGCAAGGGCUAUGCAAGAGACUGCAGCGUAUUGGGUACCACUUGCAGCCUGGGAUCCAAACCCCUCUGACAUCCUCUGCAGCCAUUUUUAUCUUCCCUAACCACUUCUCCCGCUUAGCCUCAUACAGAUGUAUGCAUUAAAACAGCUGUCUGCUCGACUCCAGUACUAAUGUUUUUUUAACCAGUGGACAAUAGAUCCAAGUAAUCAUGCACAUAAGUAAAAAGCAGAGAUUAAUACUAAAAACAGUUAUAGUACUUACGCUAAUACCUGGGCAUACCUGGAAGGCAGGUGGUGCACGGAGCGGUGGCGGGAGGCGUGAAAGGUAAGUCCUCUUAUUCGAAGUUGGCAUCUUUUGAGUUAUUUCCAUUGGGAGUGGCCGUGGCUCUAAAAGGUGAAGGAUUAAGGGACGAAAAGUCGUAAUUCACGGACAAUACGGCGGGGUUCCUGCGGUUUACCAUCCAGCCGGGUCCUCGGUUCAGGAGGUACGCCGAUGGCGGCGAUUCGUAUAACUGUGCAGGUAAUUUAAUAUCGGGUGCAGGCACACCACGUACCUGGUUGGCGGAAGGUAGGGGUUGGUUACUUGGCUCGCACACAAGGGGACAAGCUGCGAAUGGCGGCCCCAGGGGGCGCGGGAGGAGGGACAGGCUGGUCUGGAGGAAAUGUGGCAGCUCGAGACGCCAUGCUUGGAGGAUCGAUACCGAAUCCUAUGGCACCAGGCACAGGGACUGCCUAUGUGAAGGUUUGGGAUAUGUGGGAUGAGGCGGUUGGUUUCACUGAGGGGUCCCAGUCAAAGGAGGGGCGAAGGGAUACCUUGCUGUCGUUCCUAAGCCGCUUGUUCGUUCAGCGUUAGCUCCAGCGGCAAUGGACAGGAGCAUGGCGGCAUUGGCGUUAGGGUUCAAACUGACCAAUUGGGAGGAAGUGACGGAACGUUGUCACGUCCGUCAGGCAUCGCGGGUUUUAUGGAGAGGUAUGAAAUAUGUCUGUGUCGGGCGGCUGGAUUCCUUGUGUAACGCAACGCCUGGUGGUGUAUUACUCUACUUUUGCAGUGAGUUUGUUUGCGGUGGCCUUCUCGGGGGCUUGAGGCAAUUUGGAUUGGGGAGCUGGUGAGUGCCUUUCGGGCGGGUGUUGGGGGGUUCUACACUUGGUUGUCAAACUUAGUCGGUUAAGGUAACGAUUCGGUAGGGUUGCACAAGAACGGAUGUGUCUGGUAAAGGAGGUUUGGUAAAGCUAUAUUCCCUGCCGGGGUCAGGGGUAUGCCCGGCGUCAAGCGCAUCACGAUACUUGGAGCUUCGCCCGGACAUCCUGGGUGGCUUACUGGUAAAAGGGGACGGAUCUGUGCUGUCACGAUUCAAUUCCCGCAGAGGUUUGUUCGGAGGGGUUUGACAAUGUUGGGGGCCCAUUGUUCCUGGAUGAUGGCGGCGACAGAGGUGUCCCGCCUGGUUUUAAGUGAGGAUCUGGGGAAACGUUUAGGGAGGUGGGAGUCAGUAUAGUUUUAGUCCUGUUUACGGCUGGUCUAUUUGGUUUAAUGGCUAUGGACGUAUGGGUUUGUGUUUGGGGCUAUGCCUUGUCGCUAACUACUUUCGUUUCAGGUUUGGUGACAUGGUUGGUGGGCCACUCUUACAUCUAAGGGGCGCAGAAGGGAGCCGCGGUUCGGGUCAAGCGCAACUGGGCUUUCCUUUGGAAUUGGUGGAGCUGGAGUGGUUUUGGUUCUCGGGGGUUUUGGUGGCAAGGCAUUAGUGGAGAAAAUUUUCCGGAAGGUAACAAGGGGUACUGUCCAGGACAUUCUGGUAAUCCGCGAGGGUGGGAAAGAUAUCGUCUUGGUCCCGGAAAAGGAAUUGAUCAGGUGGAGGCAGAGGGAGGUAGACCGGUUAUGGGAGCGGGCCACAGGUGUGAUGGUGGUGCGGUCCGAGAUGGUUCCUCGGUUACAUUGGAGACAUACUAGGUACCCGGAUGCGGUGGCUUGGUGUUGAGGACGAGUUAAUAAAAAAUUGAUGGCGGUAUUUAUCAGAUGUGGGGGCGGUGUAACAGUGAGACACAACGAAUUGGGAGGCAAGUUCCCUGGGUACUCCAGGGGGGAUGGGGUACGUUUUCGGAUGUAAGGUGUGAUCUGUUUAAAUUGGGCCUUCAGGAAGGCAUUCAACAGGCCUUAUUCCGGUGUGGUGGGGGUUGCUCAGGAGCUUUAGGUGUCAAGUCUUGAGCUGUGGCGGGGAAUGGCCUGGUUAAAUCGGAGGGUAGAUGGAGGAGAAAGUAGGCAUCCUGAGGUUUAGUGUGGAUUGGGCAGUGUUGCACGUGGUUGGUAGGUUCGAGCCCGUCGGUGGCUCCGAACCUGGGGGUGUGGUGGUGUCUUGGUACACCCUACAUUGGAACUGGUGGGUAGCGGUGUCUUGGUACACCCCUACAAUCGAUAUGGUGGGUAGCGGUGUCUCGGUACCCCCCUACAAUUUAACCUGGUGGAAAUGUGGUCAUAUCGGGCGGCCAGUUUCUGUAUUAACAUGUUAUUUAGAUUAUCUAUUGUUAUUAUUGUGAGGUCAUUGCUAGGGGUAUGUUAUGUAUAUGGAAGGUUGUGUUAACUUUAAUAAAGAUUUGUUGGCAAUGACCCCAUUUGUUAUUCCUUAAUUAUUUUAUUAAUAAUUUAAUAAAGCUGUGGACUAAUUAUUUCCAACAGUAUAACCUGUAUCCUUGUUUUAAUGGGGGUUUGGGUAAGGUUAGCGCAUAUGCCGGCAAAUCCGACUGUGCAACUGUCAUGCAUCCACCAUUAUGUUUCUCCAACGUACAAUAACUGUGAGGCAACUUUGUCAGGAUUACAGUAUGAUCCAGCACGUAGAAUUGUGUAACACAGAGGACUGAUAGGUAACGUACCCACCAGAAUGACCUCAUGAUAGCAGAAUUGGAUUUAUUAAUACCUGGGUGACCAGCAGACAUAUUGUCAUGAAAUACCUUCAUGAUAUUAACCCUCUCCCCCAAUGGAACGAACAGUUUGUCCUGAGGUUUACCGCAGGGCGCCUGAGACUGAGCCUCCAUGAUGGAGCCAAGCAGUGGAGAGGACAAUGAAAGGACAGUGGACGCAAUGAUACAUUCCGGGGGAAUGAUAUGGGACAUUUCUUGCUCUAGUAUAUUCUCAGUAUCAAACUGCCUGGACAAGGCAUCGGCCUUGACAUUUUUAGAACCAGGUCUGUAAGUGAUAAGAAAAUUAAAGCGACAACUUUUCCUGUGUGGACAGUAAAUGUCAUUAACCACAUUUUUAUAAGCGGAUGAAUACGUGACAAACUGUAAGCAAUGUUGGAUGACCAUGGCAGUAUAUGCAGCUUAGACAUAAAGGCAGAACAUGAUCAUGUUGUGUAACCCUAAAAUUGGUAAAAAAAAAAUAACAUUUUAGAAGUGCUAGCUAAUCCUAUUCUGGUUUUGCAUUAAUCCAUUUAUGACAAAUAAUUUCCCAGAUCAAUAAUGAUUUUAAGGGAUUUCACUAACCUCUUGUUUAGCAGGGGCCUGACAUUUUAUCAAAGUAUUAUUUUCAUCUUCCCAGAGAAGGCAUAAUGAAAGCAGUUAAAUCUCCCAUUUGUAUACUAACAUCUAAUCUACUUUAACAUCUCAAGUUCCUCAUAUUUUCUGCUUUGAGUCAGACCAAAACCUGACACUAAUCCCAUUAUGGAUCAUUGCAUGGAUAGGCUCAUCAACAAAUCACGUUUUCUAAUGUUAUUACACACCUGCAAACAACAUAUUAUUUAAGUUUUAGAUAUUGAUAGGUGACCGAGAUAUUUGUUCUUGAGAGGUGUCAUUACUGCCAUUACUUCCAUUCUGCAAUCCCUAUCAGUAUGAUCCAAAACAGACUUAUUACAGAGGUUAUUAUUAAAGGAUAACUAUAGGGUCAGGAACACAAACAUAUAUUCCUGACCCUAUAGUGUUAACACUACCAUCUAGCCUCCCUGGGCUCCUCAUGCCUCCAUAAAUAUAGUAAAAUCUUACUGUAUUCAAGCCUGUAACUGUAACUCUGCAUGCUGUUAGACUCAGAAAAAUAAGCAGUCUGCUGACUGCAUUAGAAGUGGUAGCCCGAUCCAAUCACAGUGCUUCCCCAUAGGAUUGGCUGAGACUGACAAAGAGGCAGGUCAGGGGUAGAGCCAGCAGGAUUCAAAUACAGCCCUGGCCAAUCAGCAUUUCCUCAUAGAGAUGAAUUGAAUCAAUUAAUCUCUAUGAGGAAAGUUCAGUAUCUGCAUGCAGAGGGAGGAGAUACUGAAUGUUUGGAUGCAUUUUAGGCAGCUAUGACCCAGGAAGGAUCUCUAACAGCUAUCUGAUGAGUGGCCAGUGUAGUUAUCACUAGGCUGUAAUGUAAAUACAGCAUUAUCUCUGAAAAGACAUUGUUUACAGCAAAAAGCCUGAUGAUUCUACUCACCAGAACAAAUUCAAUAAGCUGUAUUUGUUCUGGUGACUAUAGUGUCCCUUUAAUCAAUAGACCCAUAAUCUAAUCUAUAGCACCACAUCACUUCCAGUGAAGACAAUCUAAACCUGUUAUGUGGAUACAGAGGAAGACAAUGACCUGGGCGGACUGAAACUCACAAGCCCUCUGGAAAUAGGUUAUCAAGGACCCUCCUCAUGGUGCAAUCAUUUUUGGCUGCUACUCUUCUCCCCCUUCUUUGUGAAGUUCUCACACAGAUAUCAUGUGCGCAAUCUGAGAAGGGUCGGUCACCUAAACAGCCACCACAGCACAAUAAUGUAAGGAGUAUAUGUUUGUAUCACUAACACUAUAGUGUUUGUUUAAUUUUUUUUUUCUCUGGAUAUUAAAGCGUAAUAAUAGACGAGGGAUGUCACCCGGCACUGGCAAAUAUUGUAUUACAUUGAAUUGCAGUUUGUAAACCCUGAGAAUAAUCCAACCAACAGGUGGCCUGAAAUCAUCUGUAGCAAAUACAGAGAGAGGCAUGCAAACAACAAUUUGGUUGGUUGUCUCCUUGUGUCCCCUGUUUGUCAUUUAUAUUGUGUGAUUGGGCAAAAUAAAUAAAAUAAACACUACAACGUUUGUCAACUGCAUAACUACAACUACUACAGUCUCCCUAUUACAUAUAAAAAUAAUGUUCCAUUCUAAUUCACAAAUGUGGGGAUAAUAACUUGGUAAUAAACUUCAAUUCCAAAUCCUCAUUCCCUGUAUAAUCGAAAAUCUGAAAGAAUAAGUCUGUAUAAAACUGAGACCUCUCUGUACAUAAUGUACGUAAGUAAAAUAAAAAAAUUGGCCCUAUUUAUUAAUGAUGUGUCAGAUGUGUCAAGAAAAGCCCAGCGUUAGAAAUAAAAAGCUUUAUUUGUAACACUGGAGUGUUUGGUGUGGCAUUGCUGCUCUGCUCCUGCAAUGCUUCUCAUAGAACAAGCUGACGUGGUUUCGUUGUUUGGAGUGUUCUUCACUACACCAUAAUCCUACAUUAAGAAACCAAAUAUAUCGUAACAUGAAAUGGUAAAAAUGGGUAAGGGCUGCGCUAAAAUACAGUAGCCUGUACAGUAAAAACCAGACCAAAUGGUCUAAAUGAAUAGACAACAACAAGUAGGCGUAUAUAAUUGAUAAAAAGUCUCUAUUUAAACAACAGAAAAAAUAUAAUAAAACAAAGUCCAUCCAAGAAGUAAAAUGUUCAGUAGAAUAAAAAUAAAAAACUGGUAUAGCUGGAUAGAGUGUGUGUACAAUCCUUAAGAGUUGAUACGUCCGGGUGGUAAAUAAUCCAUAUAUGUGAAGACAAGAAUAAAACAUGACAAACUGCCAAUAGUGAAGUAUUGUAAAUCCAAGGGUAUAAUAAAUAAAAGGAGGAUAGUACACUCACAUUUGGAGGAGCUUAGGCCAGCGCUAGGAUGGAGGGCGUUUUGCGGUAUGAUCCCCGCUAAGAGAUAUACUGAAGAAGUGUGUCCGUCAGUCUGGCCUUGGUUACGUCGUACUCCACAAUAUAUAUAAAAAACAGCAAUAGUGCUCUCAGUUGGAAAAGAUAAAUAAAAUAGAUAAAAUAAAAUAAAAUCUCAGGAGAUACAAUCUGACCUACAGAGAGAGCAGGUCUGCGCAGAGCAGCACCAGAAAAAGUGCUAAAGAAAUCCGUAGGUGGGGAUCAUUCCACCAGUGCUGUGUUAAUAGAGCAGUAUUCUCUGCUCUACACUUGUGAGUAUAUUUUAUUUUAUCUAUUUUAUUUAUCUUUUCCAACUGAGAGCACUAUUGCUGUUUUUUAUAUAUAUUGUAAAGUAAAAUAAAAUAAAAUAUUUUAAAACACCUGGACAUGCGAACGGGAAUUUCAUCUAUUCAUUCAUUCAUCAGACAGACGAAUGAGUAAAUAGAAAUAUCAGCCGAACAAACAAACAAACACAAUGUAUCAGUGUUUGUUUGUUCGUUCAGUUUAUUACAAGGAGGGAGCUACCGGCACGCAGCUCCCUCCUUGUAAUAUGUAACUAUAGAAGCGGCAGGGAGCAGUGCUCCCCACCACUUCAUAAGCCCCCCCAGGUCCCCCUCUCACUCUAUGGGGGUCAAUAUGACCCCCAUAAUAGCACAAGGGAGAUUAAAAUCUCCCAAAUGCCCCUACUCGCUAUACCGCGAGUAGGGGCAUGUCCACUAAACAGUGAGCAGCCUGUGGCUGCUCACUGUAAAAAAAAAAAAAAAAAACAACUAUUGGCCCCCACCCCUAAACAGUGAGAAUGAGGGGGUGGGGGCCAUAAUGAAAUGGGGACCUACUGCGGCCCCCACCCCUGGGCGGCGGGUGGGGGCCAUAAUGAGAAUGGGGGGGACCUACUGCCCCCCCCGCCCCCACCCCUGGGCGGCGGGUGGGGGCCAUAAAGAGAAUAGGGGGGGGACCUACUGCCCCCCCCCACCCCUGGGCGGCGGGUGGGGGCCAUAGUGAGAAUGAGGGGGGGGACCUACUGCCCCCCCCGGCCCCCACCCCUGGGCGGCGGGUGGGGGCCAUAAUGAGAAUGGGGGGGACCUACUGCCCCCCCCGGCCCCCACCCCUGGGCGGCGGGUGGGGGCCAUAAUGAGAAUGGGGGGGGGACCUACUGCCCCCCCCCGCCCCCACCCCUGGGCGGCGGGUGGGGGCCAUAGUGAGAAUGGGGGGGGACCUACUGCCCCCCCCCGGCCCCCACCCCUGGGCGGCGGGUGGGGGCCAUAGUGAGAAUGGGGGGGGACCUACUGCCCCCCCCCGGCCCCCACCCCUGGGCGGCGGGUGGGGGCCAUAAUGAGAAUGGGGGGACCUACUGCCCCCCCGCCCCCACCCCUGGGCGGCGGGUGGGGGCCAUAAGAGAAUGGGGGACCUACUGCGCCCCACCCCCGGGCGGGUGGGGCCAUAGUGAGAAUAGGGGGGGGACCUACUGCCCCCCCCCGGCCCCCACCCCUGGGCGGCGGGUGGGGGCCAUAAUGAGAAUGGGGGGGACCUACUGCCCCCCCCGGCCCCCACCCCUGGGCGGCGGGUGGGGGCCCUAAGUCAAUUACCCCCCCCCAAGGUGACUAGGGGUCCCCAAGCCCCUAGUCACCCACCCCCACCCAAAAAAAACAAGUCCCUACCUACCCCCCUCACCCUAAAAAAUAGUGAGGGGGGGAUAAAAUAACUAACCUGUAAAAUAAAAUUAAACUUACCAUUCGACGUCUUCUUUUUUCUCAAAUCUUCUUUUUUCAGCCCCAAAAAAGGCCAAAUAAAAAACCAUCAUAACCGUCGAAUUGAAAAUAAAAUAAAAAUCCCGAGCGAAAAAAAAAACCCGACGAAAAAAAAAAAACCCGAGCGCAAAAAAAUAAUCCAUCUUCACCCAUGGAGGGCUCCACGCAGACUGAGCUCCGCAGAGCGGGGAAGGCUUAUAAAGCCUUGCCCCGCCCUGCAAUUAGGCUAAGAACACUCUGAUUGGUGGGUUUAAGCCAAUCAGAGUGUUCUUUGUCAUUUUACACAGCGUGGGAAAAUUCAAAAGAACUUUCCCACGCUGUGUAAAAUGACACAGAGCACUGUGAUUGGAUGGAUUUCAAGCCACAGAUGCAGCCACAGCAAGAAUAGGAUCGGAGUUUCAUUCAUUCGAAUGAAAUUCUGAUCUGAAUAAAGUGCCGAAUUGCGUUCUAAAACAAAUGAACAGACUGUUGUCAUUCAGUUAGAACGCAAUUCGGCAGUUUUGUGUAAAAUGACAGGAAGCAUUGUGGGAACACUGAGGAAAGCUAGGGAUCAUGGGAAAAUUGCUCUGUCCAGCGGAAAUGAAGCACACUUUGCUCCUCCGCUGGUCAGAGCUGGUCAAGCGGAGGAAUCCCCCAUAAGGCAAAGAGUCCCUACUUUGUCUUAUGAUUUUAAAGAAAACUAAAGAAGACAGGAAGAAAAGAAUAACAGAUCCUGAGAGAGGGGGAGAAGAGGAAGAGAUUGAGGAAAGGUAAGUUCGGCAUGACAGUGCCGCUUUAAGACAUUUGUGGCUGAUUCAGAGCACAGACGGGUUCGUGCAGAUAAAGGCACAUUGAGGAAGAUUUCUGCCAGAUCCAUGCAUCGGAUCAAGAGAGCAGCUGCUAAAAUACCAUUACAUUGCAGCAAAUAGAUAUUUGAAGCUGCUGGUGCCUCUGGAGUCCCACGGACAUCAAGGUGUAGAGUCCUCCAGAGUCUUGCAACUGUGCAUAAACCUUCUAUUCGGCCACCACUAACCAAUGCUCACAAGCAGAAACGUCUGCAUUGGGCAGAAAAAUACAUGAAGACUAAUUUUCAAACAAUCCUGUUCACUGAUGAGGGCCGUGCAACCCUGGAUGGUCCAGAUGAAUGGAGUAGUGGAUGGUUGGUGGACAGCCACCCUGUUCCAACAAGGCUGCAACGUCAGCAAGGCGGUGGUGGAGUCAUGGGAAGAGAGCUGGUCGGCCCCUUUAGGGUCCCCAUAGGUGUAAAGAUGACCUCUGCAAAGUAUGUGGAGUUUCUGACUGACCACUUUCUUCCCUGGUACAGAAGAAAAACUAUGCUUUCCGCACAGGUCUCUGGCCUCAUUGUCUGAGAUUAUCUGAGUCAAUCCAAUGCUUUCCCAUGGGAUCAAUUCUGAUGAUCUCAGCCAAGGAGGAGGGCAGUGGGCAGAGCUGUGCUGACCAAUCAAAUUUUGUCAGAGAUGCACUGAAUCAAUGCAUUUCUGUGAGGUACGUUAAGCACCACUGGAGGUGUCCCUAGGCAGCACUGCCCAUUGGAGUGAUCUGGGUGCCAACUUCCACUACCCUUAGCCCUGCAAGUGUAAUUAUUGCAGUUUUCAUAAACUGCAAUAUUUACCUUGCAGGGUUAAGUCCUCCUCUAGUGGCUGUCUAAACACAAAAAGUGUUUUAAGCAACGCUGGACGUCCUCACGCUAUGUGAGGACCUCCAGCGUUGCCGAAAUCCCCACAGGAAAGAAUAAUGCUUUCAUAUGGGGAGGUCUAAUGCGCGUGCGCGACAAUUAGAGGAGAGUAGGCGGCACCUGACCAGCGCCAAGUGACAGCGGCGCUGGACUCCGGUAAGUGGAUGGGAUGGGGGGGAGGGAGGGGGUGGGAGGAAGAGGGGCACUACAGGGUCCUGCAGUGCCAGUAAAACUAAUAUGUUUUCCAGGCACUGGAGAAUCCCUUUAAGAAAUCUCAUUUUAACUUGACUAUUAUCAAAGUAAACAUAUUCACAAUAGGAUACACACAUUUCCGAAUACAAAAAAAGGCCAAUUCCAUAUUUGUAUUUAUUUAUCUGAAUCACUAAAUUAUACCAGACCAAUUCUAUGCUAUCCAUCAAUAUUGGUUUUCCCUGUUUUGCAGGAACAAAUUGGAUAACCCAAGUUCUGCACGAGGUGGUCUAUUUCACUCACAACAGAGAGCCAUUGCUAGAAGAUGCAAUGUUGGAAUUUGGAGAACCAGAGAAAGUAGAGGUUAGUGAAAAAAACAUAGUAGAGAUGAUUAGUGCUUUUAACAGGCAAAACACCUGGAUAUUUAGUAAGGUGUAAUAAACUGACAAAGCAUUCAUAUCAUCUAGAUCUAAUUUUACCAAUAACUGCAUUUUUUUGUGAUCUUUUAGAUCUGGUGAGUUGCUGCCCCAUUUUCUGCAGAUAAAUAAUUAUUCAAUAAUGUCAGUUUUUUGUCAAGUUGAGAUUUUCUCUAGGAUGGAAAAAUCCUCAGUCAUAGUCAUUCGUAACAAGGAGAGGGCAUCAGCAGCAACACCAACGCAAAAUGGUUUGUUAACAUAACAGAAGAGAGUUUUCUUUUCUUUUCGAAAUAAUUUUUCUAAAAUAUUUUAUAAGCUACAAACAAUUGACAAGAAAAAAAGGAUGACUAAAAUAAAUAGAAAACAUCAUCCCCCAUUACAUAGUGACACAUACCAAGGGUCUUAAAGUCAACUUAAAUGGGGGGCCACUUGCCAAGUAGUUGUGACCAGAUCUGUACUUUACUUGUACUUGCAUACAAAAAUCAUUACUCCCAAAUGUGCACAGCACACACACACACACUCUCAUCACUAAAAUGCAGCAUUUGACUGCAGAAUUUGAAUUAAUGCUUCAAAUAGAUAACUUAAUAAUUCAUAAAGAAGUAUUGAAUUGGCGUGUUACAAAGAUCGCCAAGUAUGCACCAUGUUCUGAUUGGAUGGAUAACAUAUUAAGUAAGUGUUCAUUUAAAGGUUGAAAGCACUAAAAGAUGUGAAAUAGGAAACUAAACAUUUUAAACAUAUUAGACCGCAAGUGAACAGUGUUGCAAUCACAUUUGUAAUGUCCCAGGAUUAAAUAAUGUGUGAAGUGAUGCACAAAAAUUGUAUUAUCAAUAUGGAUCACCAAACAAGAUAAUUAAUGAAGUAAUUCAAUUUUAGCUCUCAUAUCCUUUACUCUAGAGUCUAGAAUGAUGCAUUCACAGGUUUAAAACUUAGAAAAAAAUUACAGAUCUACAUAAAAAUAAGAACAAGAAUUUGUUUUGCUCUGUUAUAUGUCAUAAAAUGUUGAAUGUCUUCAGGCUUCUAGAUUUUCAAUUCUAGUUUGAAGUACCCAUAUAUCUUCUUACAGCUUCAGACAUUCAAACAUUAAUAACAAUAUCCCCUUGCAGUACACCAUUGGAUUUAGAAAAAAUAUAUAUAUGAGAAGGCUUUGUAACAUUUUUUUCUCUGCUGUUUGUUAUCACCAUUUUGGAACUUGCUAUUAUGGUACAGCUAAUAUUAUGUCAGUUAUUGUUAUCAUUUUAAGCCUGAAAAACAUUUAUCUGUAAAAAUAAGUUAACCCCUCAGUUAAGAUUUAACUGUAACUCUCUAAGUAGAACCUUUAUCAUAACUCUAAAACUGAUACAAAUUCUACAACCGAAACCCUAAAGGGACACUAUAGUCACCCGAACAACUACAGCUUAAUGUAAUUGUUCUGAUGCGUAUAAUUAUAUGCAAGCAUUUUUAUGCAAACACUGCCUUUUCAGAGAAAAGACAUUGCUUACAUUGCAGUGUUUACAUUGCCCCUAGAGACACCUCCAAGUGGCCACUCCUCAGAUGGCCACUGGAGGUGCUUCCUGGCUUAGUGCUGCACAGUAGGCAGACCUGCCGUUCACGCAGUGCAUGGGGACGCAGAAUUUUCCUCAUAGAGAUGCAAGUGAUCAUGUCAUAUAUCAUAUUUGAGAUUGUAGAAUUUCUUACAUUGGUAAGACGGAUCUUACACUUAGAGACGGAUAAUGGAGGCACCAUUCAGUUUUGCAAUAUGACCAAGAGCUCUCUGAUUGAUUAGCUAGUAAGCCAACCAAUCAGAGCUCUUUGACAGCCCAAUCUCACUUCUCUUGAGAACUGGCUGUCAGAGUGCUCUGAUUUGCCGGUUUAGUAGAAAACCAAUCAGAGAGCUCUUGGUCAUAUUGCAAAGCGUGGGAAAUGUUCCCAUACUUUGUGAGAACUGUCAUAGUGUGGUAAAGCCUGUAAAAGGGCUUUACCCUCUAGGAGUGUUCAUUCUGCAGCAAGCCCUCAAUGAAGAUUUAUUUUUAUUUUUUUCGUGCUUUUAUUUUUCUUAUUUUAUUUGAAUUAGUGGUGUUGGGAAUUGUGGAUUUUUAUUCGGCCUUUUUGGGGGCUGCAGAACAAAAGGAUUAGAAGAAGACUUCUGAUGGUAAGCCCACCCCCAAUGGCACUAUUUUAUGGGAGGCCCAUGGGAGGCGACAAUAUUUUCCCUCCUUAUAAUUUAAAUUAGCCCCCAUCUGAUGCCUGUAGGUGGAGGUCCCCCUGUUAUUGCAUAGGCUCUAAUAGUUCUUUAGAAUAGGGGAAAAUAGUUAUUCUAAUUAUCAACUCACUUGCAAAAAGCAAGUAAAUGAUAAUUUGCAAACAGGCAUCAAGAGGUGGCUCUAGACUUUGUGAGGGCCCCACUGACACCCUAAUUAGAGAGCCACCUAUACGUGCGUUCUCCCAGAAGUAUUCGAUUUAUGUGGUCGUUGAUGAAUUUCAAAUUCCAGGUCUGUAAGUUGUUUCGGAUGCAUAUAGUGGUGAUUUUCUGUACUCAACCCAGUCAAUGUUACAAAAUCGGUUGGACCGACUGAAUCCUGUCUGCCUUUUGGCUUUAGCAAAUCUGAGAAUUGCCAAUGAAGUCAGAAUUUGGUCAUUUUAACCAGAUUUUCUGAAUUUGGACAAAAUUCUGUGUUUAGUGAAUAACUGUUGGUUCUACGAGACAAAAUGAUUAGACAUUCUAGAAGAAUACAGACUGAACAAAAAAGGAAAGGAGAAGAAUUACGACAAAGGAAAUAGAAAACAUGACCCAAAAGAACACAAUCAAAUGAGAAAAACUAAAAUAGAAAACUCAAACAAAUAACUAGCAAUAUACAAAAUGGAUCUUAAGAUAAAAUACCCAUUUUUUUCUAACAUUUAAAUUGUUUUUCUCAUUUCAGAGUAUUAAGAGACAAGCUUCGCCAAGGAUAUUUUCAACACACCUCUAUUACAAUGACAUGCCAAAAUCAUUUAUUGCAAACAAAUCAAAGGUAAGUGUGGUUGUACUUUUUCCAAUGACAUUUUAAAGUGAACCUGUCUUUGAAUUUUUUUUUAUUUUUUUUUUAAUUCUUUAUUUUUGCAGGCAAGAUAAGACAUAACAAUAUACAUAUAAUAAAACAGGAAAAAACAAAAAUCUUCAGGCACUCCCAAAUUAAAGCCACAGGCAGAUUUAUUGGAUCAGGAAGGCAAAGCAAUGUUUCAACCUAUUAAUAGGUCUUUAUUAAGCAUGAUAUCAAGUUUGAUACAGAAAACAUGUCAUGGCCUAUGUGACCGUAGUCACCAUCACUAAGAGCUUAAGCUGGACAAUUCAAUUAGGUAUCUGAAUGAUUCCUAUGUUUAAGUCACCCUCUGACCAUUGUGGGUGCAGGGUGUUUGUGUAAUGUGGUUGUUUGGGGUUAAAUAUUUGUGUGCUCAGCAAGGCUGGUGCAAGGAUUUUUUCCACCCUAGGCAAAGCCUAAUUUUGCCACUCCCAUUGGCUCCACCCUUGACUCCGCUACCUCCUGUAGUGUGUAUGUGUGUAGGAGGAUGCAGGAGGGUGUGUUUAGUGCAUGAGUAUAGUGGAUGCAGUGUGUAUAAUAGAUGUAGAGUGUGUGUUUAUAUGGUGAAUGCAGGUUGUAUAUUUGUGUAAUGGAUGCAGUGUGUGCAGUGUCUGUGUAAUUUAUGCAGUGUAUGUUGUAUUUGUGUGUAGUGGAUAUAGUGUGAAAUGGAUGCAGUGUACGUAUAGAGAAUGCAGAGUGUUUGUUUGUGUAGUGGAUGCAAUGUGUGUUUGUGUAAUGAAUGCAGAGUGUGUGUUUAUGUAGUGGAUGCAGUGUGUAAAGUGACAGUGUGUAAAGUAGCAGUAUGUAUAGUGUAUGGUGGGGGUGUGUAUAGUGUAAAGUGGCAGUGUGUAAAGUAGCAGUAUGUAUAGUGUAAGGUGGCGGUGUGUAUAGUGUAAAGUGGCAGUGUGUAAAGUAGCAGUAUGUAUAGUGUAAGGUGGCGGUGUGUAUAGUGUAAAGUGGCAGUGUGUAAAGUAGCAGUAUGUAUAGUGUAAAGUGCCAGUGUAUACAGUGGAAGCUCCACCCCCUGUCUUAGAACUUUUACUUUGCAUGAAUCACUUUACCUUGAUGUGUAGAGUCUGAAUAAACUGUUAUUUUCUAACCUUUAAUGUCUCUUAGAUAUAUAUAUAUAUAUAUUUUAGCAAUAAACAUCUCCUGCUAAACUGUUUUAGCAUCACCAUCAACCCUCCUUCGUGGGCUACAACCAGCACUUAGUCAUAGCCCUUCUCUGGGUAGCUAGCUAUCUCUUCCCAACCAGAGAUGUAGGGGAGACUCUUUACAUGUGCGUUUACAACACUUGAGGACUAGAAAGAGAACAGCUGGCAGGAGUUUUCUAUGGAACUCUGUAGAUGGGAUAGCAAUUUAACUAGCACAAUGUAUAGACAAUUAUAAGAGAGUUUAAUAUUAUGUUAUAUAAUGAUGAUUAGUAUGAUAAUGGACACAGAGUUUGCCAUUUGAUAUUUACCUUCGUCUUAAAUUAUAUCAGUAGGGCAUCCAGUAAACUUUUUUAGCCUUAGAGGCAGUACAAAUGAAGGGACUUUUUGACUCGAAACUCACAGAUUUCAGAUUGGAUGGUUCUACUCAUGUAGAGCAUGAGAUAGAUAGACAGACAGACAGACAAACUUGGCAGCUUAAGCUGCUGAGUUGCUAUCAUAUUUCCCUGUAAUAUCCAUCAGUCAGUAUUUCCUGCAUUGUAUGAAGGAGCAUUCACACAGACAACUGGUGUGGCUAUGACUGUCAUGAUCACAUGCUUAUUGUACUCUGAAAGCCUGGUCAACCUCAGAUACCACAGUACACCAGGAAAUAUCCCAGUAGGUCAGUCCAGGUCUGGAGAACAUUGAGAACACAGACCAACAGCCCAUGAUCAAACCAACAUGGUGCUUUGAUAGCAAGGACCCUGCAAUAUUCCUAGCUUCCAAUCUUGCUCCAGUUGAAAUCUCAUCAGUAUGUACCUUUUUUUCUGAAUGGGAAGCUACUGACUGUCUUAGAGCAUCAAAUGACUGCUCUAGCCAAUCAGCAUCACCUCUAUUCCCUUGGGGUUAAGCUGUUUGAAAAUAAUUUUACCUUAAGGUAAGAGAGUGCCAGGGAGAUUAAGUGGUUAUGGUGCCUAAACUGUUCCUUAUAGCUGCAAUUCACAAUCCACUGCCAGCUCUGCCAUACUAAUGUCCUAGAGACCUGGGGAGUAAUUGUACCUGUGCCCCCUUACUAGCCCUUCCAUGAUGGCACUUAAAUGAUGGAACUAAAUUAGGCAGAAAUUUUGGUUGCAACAUUUGUCCCAUGUAUUACUAUUUAGUCAGAAACUGAUUCUUAGGAUCAAUUUUUUUUUUUUAAAUCUGUCAAUGAGAGAAACUAACAGGGAUAUUAACUAAAAAGAGAACAGAUGGUAAUUGAAGUAAAUCGAAAGCAAAUUUGAAAUUUAAGGCCCAAAAAAAUCAGCUAUGCUUCCGAUUACUUUAAUGAAUAAUAUUGUGAAAAUGUGCUAAAACUAUUUCCGAAAAUGCUUUUUUUGCAGCUCAUGUUCCUAUUAAAGUUGUCCAUUUUUUUACUACUACGCCAUAGAUUAUUUUAACUCAUUAAGCCCCAUAACAUUUUCUAUCAGUUCCCUCAUCAGAUGUCGCCUGACAGAGGCAAAGUUAUCCGCCAGCGCAUCAGUCAGCCGCUCUGCUGGACUCAAUGGAACAUGAAGGAAUUCCAAGUUAAAGGGGCUCUCCAGGCAUUUUACUUACCUGGUUCCAGUGCCGGGAGCCUCGUGAAGCCGCGCCCCCUAUUUCUUCAAAAUGACAAAAUAGGUGGGCGCGAGCAGGGAGCAAUCAGACACUUCCAUUCGCUGCACAUGCACACAUACAUCAUAGGGCGGCAUUCAUGCCGCCCUCUGAAGUCCUAAACGCACUACCGCGAAUGCGUACGGUGUGCGCGGCCGCAAGCUGAGCUGGCUGACAGCUCAGCUCAUGGUCUUUGCCCGCCUCCUCUUCUCUCCUGACAGGCAGGAGAGAGAAGGCGCGCACACAGUGCCUUCUCUCUCCUGCACACGUCAGACGUAUUUUAAUAAGGCCAGAGUAACCACACUUAAAAUAUAGUUGACUACGAGACGUAUUCCAAUUUGGUUACAAUGGCUUAAAUCUGAAAUGUACUUUGAAUUCACAUUAAAUUCCAGAUAAUUCUCACUUUAAUAAAUAACCCUCGUAAUUACUGGAGAUUUCCAAACCACUGAGCUUAUGAUACAUAAUUAUUAUCCAUGUUUUUGCGAAUUACAUUUUUGCAGUCAUAUUAAAAGGACAUGUUCUCUCUUGGUCUUUUUUGACAGAUCUUGUGGAUCCUUCGGAAUCCAAAAGACACAGCAGUUUCAUUUUACCAUUUCUGUAACAAUAAUCCAAUACUUCCAACCUACCAUUCUUGGGAUUCGUUUUUUCAGGAUUAUAUGAAUGCAAAAGGUACCAUUAAAAUUAACAACUAUAGUCAUAAAUAUAUUUAUUAUUGGUGUUAUAAAUUCUGUGAAUUUUAUUAGACAAUUUAAAAAGUAAUCAUAUAUUUUUUAAAUUCUUUAUUGUUGAUAUAAUUUACAGAUAUGUUUAAAAACAGGGGUCCACAAUUAAUAAUGUCAGUCGAUUAGUGAUUAGCACAAUACAUAGAAACUAACGAUAUCGAGGUGUAGAAAGACUAUGGAUUGAUUUUAGAAUUAAGACGGAUGGCUUACUAGUAGGCCUAAAUUCCACUAGGGACAUGUACUUGGCUCCAUGGGUUCCCUCUGUGAACUCUACCCCAAGUAGAGUGACUGCUGCUUAAAUUAGGGUUACAUGUAUAAAGUGGGUAACUGCAGAUGAAGAUACAAUUCUUCAAUAGAGAAAAAUAUGGUGGUUGUGGUAGGAUUACCCCCUAACUGGGUGAAGAAGGAUCAGUUAAACUAGAAACCUCACUCCAGCAGCCCCACUGCCCCUCUCCUGCCUACAGUUCUGAGGUUUUAGCGUUAUGACAAAUCCAGUACUGCUUGUAUAUUUCUAAAACACUGAAACAUGUAAAUGGGGAGCAUCGCUGUACUCGUGGGACAUCACAGCAUACAGAUUUGUGUUUUUUAUUGCAGUAAAAGCCAACAGUAUUAUGACAUUCGCAGUUAAUAUGCCAUGCAGAACUUGGAAAAUAAAAGUUCACACCUUUUUUAGAUUUUAUUCAUAUUACAUUAUGUUUCAUAUAUAAAUAUUUGAUGUGGAAAAAAAAGCUCUAUUUCUCCUGUACAAAAUGAUAUAUAAUAAGUGUGGGUGUACUUAAUAUGAAAGAGGUAAAUUACUGUUGAACAGACAGCUCAAAUUCUAGGGUUUGACUUGGUCAGAACCUGGACAAUUGCUUCCGUCCUUAAGGAGAUGUUAUAUUACUAGAUUGGAAAUAUAUUAAAGAAAAAUGAUUACUGUGCAUUUUAAAGGGAUACUCCAGGCACCCAAACCACUUCUGCCCAUUGGAGUGGUCUGGGUGCCAACUCCCACUACCCUUAACCCUGCAAGUGUAAUUAUUGCAGUUUUUAUAAACUGCAAUAUUUACCUUGCAGGGUAAAGUCCCCCUCUAGUGGCUGUCUAUUAGACAGCCACUAGAGGGAGUUCCGUGUUCUUAGAACACGAAAAGUGUUUUAAGCGACGUUAGAUGUCCUCGUGCUAUGUGAGGACCUCCAGCGUCGCCAAACUCCCCAUGGGAAAGCACUGAAUAAAGCUUUCCUAGGGGGAGGUCUAAUGCACGUGCGCUGCCAUUGUUGCGCAUGCGCAUUAGGUUUCCCCCGCCGGCUGACGGUGACGGGGAAGGAGAGUAGGCGGAGCCUGACCAGCUCCGAGGGACAUCGGCGCUAGACUCCGGUAAGUCACUGAAGGGGUUUUAACUCCUUCAACAACUUAGGAUGGGGGGUGGGAGGGAGAGGGGCACUACAGAGUCCGGCAGUGCCAGGAAAACUAAUAUGUUUUCAUGGCACGGGAGAAUCCCUUUAAUGUCAAGGAGGUCAAGGUAUACUAAGAAAAUCCAAUACUCCAAAGAGAGUAAGGGAGAGGCAGCAAAAUACAUACAGUAUUCGACUGUUGGCAAAAAGGUUUGACUACUUAUAUGGAGGGGCGCAAUGACACUAUAACAACCAUAUUGUGCUGAAGUGGUUAUGGUGCUUAUAUUCUCAUUUUAACCGAACAUGGCAGCCAAAUGCAUUAAUACAUUUAUGUGUAAAGCUGGGGUGUUGUAACAUCAUUUUAGAUUACUCCCCCCCACCCCUCUGAAAUAAAGGGUUAACAUAUCUGUACUACAGAAUGAAUGUACUCACCCUUUUUAUUUUUUGUAGUGCAGUGAUUAACAAACAGGCUUAGAAUGACAAGUGCACAUGGAUAGAAAUAACAGAAGAUUUUGCAAACACAGUACAGUACAAUAAAUGGCAUGUCAAGAUUGUUGUACUUUUUGUAAAAUUCUAAUUAAUUAAACAAGAUAAACACUGUUUCUGCAUAAACUAUUAAAGAAGAUGUAAAAUCCUAGUCUGUGCUAUAUACAUACAAUUUUUAGAGGUUAAAGAUUACACAGAGAGUUGUAUCAAGCUAACAGGCCGAAUCUAAGCACAGGAAAAAACAGGAGUGGUGUCAAAUAGUGGUAUAUUGCAGUAGGCGGAGUAACAUGAGAUACAAAGGUAAAAAUCAAAUAUUGCAUAAACUGUAGAUUAUCAGACAGCGUUAUGAGACCACUGGACUCUGGGGCACCCCAACAUUACAGUAAUGAAAAUCCCUAUUGAAUCAUAGGUAGGAGAAGAAGAAAAUAUAAACAAAAUAUAUUUACACAAGGACAAGCAGAAAAGCAUAUUUUAAAGCAUAAAGACCAUUUAUAAAUCAGAUGACACGGCAACUGCCAUCAUUGGAGUGGGUCUCAAGCUGCAAUCCCAGUAUCUGGAUCAGCCGAUCCCCAUCAACGGCAGGAGUGGAGCAUAUACAGGAGAGUUCAGGUGAACUGUGGCAGAGGUGCGCAAAUUCAGGACUCUCCUCCCGCCCCAGGCCUGAAUGAGGCCCAACAUCACUAUUUCAUGGACUCCAUGGUAUUCACUGGAACCAAGUCCUUCCCCCUUCUAUGGUACGCAGAGGGUCUAGAUGGUGGGCGCCGUUUUCAGCGGGUGAUCCUCCACUUCAGUGGUUGAUGCUUGGAGGCAGUACCCUGAGGGGCUCUCGGCCCGGAUGGACAAAAAGCUGAGUAAGUAUACGCUUGCUUGUGCAUUUUGCCCCAAGGAGGCCUGCUCCGCUCCGGCUGCUAAUUUCUUUCAGGAGCGAUUUCCCACUCAGCCAGGGUAGCCUGCUCACUCUCUAGGAUUCUCAGCCAGAAGGUUUGAAAGAUACCAUCCAAGCACUGCAGAGAAGAUUCCACUGAGCCGCAUUGAGGCACAUGAGACAGGCGCAGACGCUGGGUGUCUAGCAAGGAGGCAGUCACUAUCUUGUGGCUUAGUGCACCUGAAGUUCCAAUGGUUGUCUAUGUGUAGCAAAAGGUAGGAGCAGUGCUAAUUGCCCCAGUAUGUUCAGUAGUGACCGGGAUAUCCCUCGCCGGUCCAGAGGGAGGGGGAGAGGAGAGUAGGAUCACAGCUGAACCAAACGAAUUCCUCUAGUAGUAUAAAAACAUAAUUCUACAAAUAAAAAUAUGUUCCUUAAAAAAAAAAAAAAAAAAUGUAUAGGGCUUGUGAUUUACAUUCUCUAAAUAAAUAUUAAACUGCCAGCAGAAUGUUUGGGUCAAAAAGACAAAAAAUCUAUCAAUUAAAACUUGCAGUGGUGAAAGUAUGAAUUCUUUCAAUUUUCAAUAAAUCUCUCCUUUUCUUGUUUAUUUUAUUUAGUAUGCUAUGGAUCUUACUUUGAUCAUGCUUUAUCCUGGAAUGAGCACAUAGAUGAAGAAAAUAUAAUGGCAGUCACAUUCGAAGAAAUAAAAGAGGUAAGACAUGAGCAGCACAUCCUUUAACACCACAUGAAUGCCAGGAGAAAGUCUUUCCUAUGGACUGUUUGACUGCGCGCGGAUCUUGCCGCGCAUGCGCAUUCCGCUCCACUCGGGAGCUGACGUCGGCGGGGGAGGAGAGGUCACCAGCGCCAAGGGAGCCCGGCGCUGGAUAAAGGUAAGUUUUAACCCCUUCUGCCCUGCGGGAGGGGGACCCUGAGGGUGGGAGGACCUAAGGGUUAUAUAGUGUCAGGAAAACAAGUUUGUUUUCCUGACACUAUAGUGAUCCUUUAAUUAGCAAUAUAGUUCAUAAACUUCAAUAUAGAGUUUGACAGAGAAGGUGAUAUGAUUCCUGUUGUAGGGAAUAACAGUCCUUUUGAAAAAGAAAACAGAAGUUGGAAAUAAGGCAAAUCGUGGCUGAGUAGUGGUUAUAGUCCUUUAGACUCCAAUAAAAAUGAAUAACACAAAUGAUGAAUGAGUAAUUGACUUAUGAGACUUUCAAUUAGAAUAUGCAAGUGGGUCCCAGAGGACAGACUUAGUAUUCCCUUAUCCUUCCCAAAUAACUUCAGGUAAGAACCAAUUGUUAAUCCCAAUAACUGGAGAAUUUAUCUUGCAUUGGGUAAUGAGCAUGAGCGUCCUUCCAGGAUAGUGUGGAUUAUGGUUCCUUCUGGUAUGUGAAGAGAGACAGGAAUCCAAGGUGAAGUCUGUUCCAAGUCAGGGAGUGAAGAGUAGAGUGUCGUCAGGAUCAAACUAGAGAGGUUCGGUACACAGGAAAUCAAUUAGAAAGCUCUGUCAGUAAAUCAGCAACAAAGUAGCAAAUAUGCGAGAGAACACACACACAAAACACAUUGCUUGUGCAAUUUGGAUGCGAUCGCGGCUUGCUUUUGAAGGAAAGCGUGUGACGUCAGACGCAUGGGCGGAGACUGAUCGGCGGAACCUGGAAGUCACACAGGUAAUGCCGAUCUGGCUGAAGUCAACAUGGAGGAAUUCCGAGAUAAUAUGGAGGAAUCCUGACAGUAUGGUUGACUGUGUAUAGCAGAGGUAAUCUUGACUCCUUAACAUUGUACUGAAUUUAUAGUGAAACAAGCAGUUAGGUUAAUAAUAUUUCAUCUUCUUCUGCUAGGUUUGUUUGUCUAUCAACAUAGAUGUUUGCAUACUAUUAGUAGUGAGUUGUUGGGGUAUUGUAGGCUGACUUUAGCUGAGGUAAUCAAACUAGGGUUAUUUUCCCUGUCUCCCUGAAAUGAUAGGAUGUGACAGACUACCUGAUCACCUAGUACAUGGUUUCUAACAUCCACCUUCCUCUACCAAGGACAAUAAUUACUAUAUUGACCCCACCAGCCCGUGCCUCCCAGCCCAUCGCCCUAUUUCCCCAGAGUCAUCACAGCCUGGAGGAAACUCAUAGAGACACAACACACCUAACCGGGAGCAACCAAAACAAUCUCUGGAACUCUGAAGCGGAUCGCGUAGUGCCAUAGUCAUAUAAAACUUUGUCAAGGGUGCACUCGGUCCCAGAGUAACCAAACAGCCAAACAGAGUCACUAAACAGAUUUACUAAAAAAUAUUUGGAAGGAUGAUAGAGGAGUUGGUGAGGCAUCGAUUACAACCUGGACUUGAGGGAGCUCCAUGUACCUUCGGAAAGCGCCUUAAUUUUAGGUGACCAGGACUUCUCACCCAGCACUGUGGAACUUUGCACUGGAUUGGAGGAUGGUUGCGGACCAGUCAAAACUUGACAUCCAGCUAAUCCGGGCUAGACAUGUCCGAUCUGAGCACUUUUUGGACUGUUUAGGGAUGCGGGCACGGAAACCUGAGUUUUUGAGUAAUAAUUUUAUUAGGCGCCAUGGUGUUUGGCCGUUGAUAGAAUUACCUGGUUAGUUACAGAUACCUAUUCGCCAGAUGUUGUGCAAUAACUAAAUGUUUUCCUGGUGACCCCUUGCUGGGGUCCCAGGUAUAAAAAAGUGUUUGUCCCAAUAAACCAGUUCUUAUUCACCAUUCACUAAGUCUUGGCUAGUGUUUUGGUGGGACAGCAAUAUUCGCUAUAAUAACUGAGCUAUAUACACUUGGGUUAAAAACACAAGGGGGAAAGCUGAUCUUGGUGGCGACAUCCUAGCUACUAGAGAAUAGGCCGCUACAUAGGGUAACUUCAUUUGUUUAUUAUAUAUAUGUUGGCUGAAAAUAUAGAGGUUAGAGCAUACCAUUAUGUAAGCUGGUGUAUAGUCUAACAAUAAAAAAUGUUAAACGGGCACUCCAUGUGCUGAAAUGUUUUGUGUGUAGUGUGUCCCUUUUUUUUUUUUUUUUUUUUACAAAUUCAACAGAAAUUGCCACUUUUAUAGCUUAACCUAGUUACACAACCCUGGCUGUCAGUGAGACAGUCUUGUUACUUCCUAGUUAGGUUAGCUCUGUGGCGCUAAACUCAAGAGGCAGCAAUUGCCCAGUGCAUCUGUCUUGUAAAGAUUUCUCUUUGAGGUGCAUUAGGAUGGGUAAUUCUGUGAUUGGACAGCCACAGAAAUUCUGGGCUGGGGAAGAAGCGGAGAAAAGAUCUGCCACUUUUGCAAGCUGUUUUUAGAGAAACUCUCACUGAAAAAAAAAAUAAUGUUUGUUUUGUUUUUUUUUGUAUAAUUUGUUUUUAAUGUACAUAAAUGGAUAAUCUAGUUACAUAGCUGAAAAGAGACUUGCGUCCAUCAAGUUCAGCCUUCCUCACAUUUCUUUUUUGCUGUUGAUCCAAAACAAGGCAAAAAACCCAGUUUGAAGCACUUCCAAUUUUGCAACAAGCUAGGAAAAAAAAAUCCUUCUUGACCCCAGAAUGGCAGUCAGAUUCAUCCUUGGAUCAAGCAGUUAUUACCCUACAUUGAAAGAUUAUAUCCUUGAAUAUUCUGUUUUUGCAAGUAUGCAUCUAGUAGCUGUUUGAACAUCUGUAUAACAUCUCUGAUAAACCACUUCUUCAGGCAGAGAAUUCCACAUCCUUAUUGUUCUUACAGUAAAAAAAUCCUUUCCUUUGCCUAAGACGAAAUCUUCUUUCUUCCAGUCUAAACGCAUGAUGCAAGUUUACAUCAAAUACAUUGACACAUAUAAGGCGAUUUGGUACAAGUAUUACAGGAUAUAUAGUUACUCUGCAGACCGUUACUCGCGUAGACCUUUCAUAAUAUGUCUUUUCACAUAGACUGUGAUGUAUACAUGAUAUACUAAAUCCUAUGUGGUUACAUGUCUGUUGUCUGGAUAUCAACUUAUCAGGGCGGAUCACCACCUGGUCACUAUGUUCCUAAGGGACCUGCAUAUGGUGUACGUGCUUGGACAAUGUAUACAUGUACAUCUGACAGAGAUAAAGCCUUCAUCCAAUUAUUCCAGUUAUUGCAAUGUAAGGUAAACAAAUAAUACAUUACAAGUGAUAGAAACACUAACACGUUCACACUGGCCACUGCACAAAUGGAAAACACUAAAAACCCUUUGCUCCAAGUGGCUCAUAAUGGCAAGUCUCAGUUGCUCUCGGUCCCACUUAUACCAGUGUCUCAUCCCAGUGGUCCCUCAGCCUCAUGUAUUCUUACUUCUUUGUUUGCCUAAACCUCUCUCUUGUCCCCCUGUUCCACCCUCUUCUUGCCUUCCCUAGCAGAGUUCCAGUGUGCUAUCCAGGGCUGCCAUAUACCCAUAUAUUUCCCGUGAAGGCCCCUGGUGGACCAGUGGAGUUCCUCUAUGCCCCUCACCUCCUCUACCCGGUUUAUCCAUUGGGCAAUGGAGAGUGGUUAAAUUUUCCGCCAUGAACCAGGUAUCAGGGCAUUCACCUCCCCUAUCAAGAACCAUACAAGUUUCUGGUUGUUUAUAAUUUUUGUUGAGUUGGGCCAACCUAGUAAUACCUGUGAGGGGAUCAUAGUUAGUAUACUUGGGGAAAAUUAUUUUAAUUACCUCUAGUACUUGUGUCCAGAAGGGGCGCACAAUCGAACACUGCCACCAUAUGUGAUAUACAGUGCCUUCUUCCCUCAUACAUCUCCAGCACCGGUCACUCACACUGGGAAAAUGUGCAUGUAGAAAUGAGGGUGUUCUGUACCACAUGUCUACCCUCUUAUAGAACAUCUCCCUAUGGGCAGUACUAAUAGACUAUUUCAUUACCUGUCCCAUAAUGUAUUCCCAGUCUUUGUGAGUUAACUGUAUUUUUAGUAUAGAGCACCAUUUUGCCCAAUAUGCUGGGGAAGUGUUCUCCUGGGAGUUUUUCUGUAUCAGGUAUUAGAAAAAUGAUAGGAGUUGGUGCAUUCUGUUACCUAAAGUGCAAGACUUCUCAAAGGGAGUUAAAUUCCUCUCUUCCAAGGUUGGUAGUAUAUGUUUCUUAAAGUAAAUGGACAGCUGAGAGUAAAGCAUUACUUCUAAUGGGCACUAUCUUUUUUCGGAUCUAUCAGAGCCGGGACCAUAGAGCCUUUUAGCACUGAUCCUAUAGUGUUACAGGUCCCCAGGACGUCUAGUCAAUUCCCCUCCGGUUCCUUGUUGGAAAUCUGGAUUGUUUGCUAUCUGGCAUAGUAGGGGCGUCCUGGGGGACAGCUCACAGGUAGUCCUGAUUUGGUGCCCAGAAAGGGGUGAGAGGGUUGCACUAUCUUAUUUAUUUGGCAAGUUUGCCAUGGUCUCCAAAGGGGCCGUGGCAAAUCCCUGUUCCAACGAUACCAGGCUCUGGGGAACUUCCUAUCCGUCCACUCUCUCAAGUGUACCAUAAGUGCCAUGAUAUAAUAGUGGUAAACAUGGGGUAAUCCCAGUCCACCUCUCUUAAGAUGCGGGGAUGUCGAGUCCGCCCAACAUAGGAUGUGAACAGGCUUUUCAUAGAAUUAAAGAAUGAACUCAGAACAUGGAUGGGUAGUGUCUGGAAAAUAUACAAUAUCUUUGGUAGAACCAUCAUCUUUAAGACACUGAUCCUCCCUGUCAUUGACAAGUUUGGGGGGUCCCACCCUAGGAGGUCCUGUUUCACUUGCUCCAGGAGGGGGGAAUAAUUUGCUCUGAAUAGGCCGGAUAGUGUCUGUGUGAUGUGUAUCCCUAAAGUCUGGAAGAUUUCAGUUUUAACUGCGUUCGGGACCCCUACACCAAGCACCUCACACUUGUCAAUGUUUAUUUUAUAGUUCGACAGGGAGCUAAACCUGUGCAGUUCUUAAACAACCUGCUGGAAUUACUGGGUGGGCUUAGUAAGUGAGACAAGUAUGUCAUCGGCAAAGGUUAAUUAUUGUUGAAUCUGAUGGCCUGGAGUACUGGUUCCAGGGAGAGGAUGAAAAGUAAAGGAUAACGGGCAUCCUUGCCGGCUGCCGUUCCCUAUCGUAAAGGGCCUUGAGUCUCUGCCGUUAACUCCUACAGUAGCGAAGGGGCCAGUAUACAAAGCCCUAGCCCAGGUGCAAUACUUCGCCCCAACCCCCAGUGCCUCCAUCGCUGCAAACAGAUAGGGCAAGUCCACCUUGUCAAACGCCUUUUCGGAAUCUAUGGAUAAUAAGGCCAGGGGUGUAUUGGAUGUUCGAGCCCCGUGCAGAUGGUUCACUAUUUUGGUUCUGAUAUCUCUCGCCUCCCUACCCGGUACAAAUCCUUUCUGAUCAGAGUAUACCAGCUCAGGCAGUAUGGGCCUGAGACGAAGUGCCAACAGCUUAGCAAAUAUUUUUAAAUCUGUGUUGAUGAGUGAUAUUGGCCUAUAGCUGGCACAUAGUAAAGUGUCCUUCCCCUGCUUAGGCAGUACUGUUAUGGAGGCCCAAAGCAUGGGUGCCAGCAGUUGUUCUAUCCCAUUGAUGGAGUUUAGGGCUUCUAACAAUUUGGUAGAGAAGUUAGUCUUUAAAGGACCACUAUAGUGCCAGGAAAACAUACUCGUUUUCCUGGCACUAUAGUGCCCGGAGGGUGCCCCCACCCUCAGGGUCCCCCUCCCGCCCGGCUCUGGAAAGGGGAAAAGGGGUUAAACUUACCUUUUUCCAGCGCUGGGCAGAGAGCUCUCCUCCUCCGAUCCUCCUCUUCUCCUCCCCGUCGGCUGAAUGCGCACGCGCGGCAAGAGCUGCGCGCGCAUUCAGCCGGUCACAUAGGAAAGCAUUCAUAAUGCUUUCCUAUGGACGCUGGCGUGCUCUCACUGUGAAAAUCACAGUGAGAAGCACGCAAGCGCCUCUAGUGGCUGUCAAUGAGACAGCCACUAGAGGAAAUAGGGGAAGGCUUAACCCAUUCAUAAACAUAGCAGUUUCUCUGAAACUGCUAUGUUUAUGAAAAAAUGGGUUAACCCUAGCUGGACCUGGCACCCAGACCACUUCAUUAAGCUGAAGUGGUCUGGGUGCCUAGAGUGGUCCUUUAACAAUUUAUAAUUGUAACCCUAAAUAGCUAAAGAUGUUCAGACUUUAACAUGCCAUCUUGUCCUAUGUCAGGGAAUUUCCCAUGAUGUGUGCACCCUUACGUUUUAGUUAUGGCCUUGUAUUUUUGCCAAGUUAAGGGAGGUCCCUAGAAUGAGCAAAAACAAAAGAAGUGUUACUUUUUCAAAUAUGAACUACGAUAACCCUAAAAUGAAGACACCUAAGGUAUAAAUAGGUGUACUUUUUGAAUAUUAGAGAACACAGCGAGGAGAGAUUUGGAGACAUCUUAUAAUGACAGACAGGCUGACAUGAUGACAUAUUCAGGAGGGUAUGUUAUUUUAUUAAUGAUAUUGCAAGCAUAUAGUUUAAUCUUAUAAACUUGGCUAUAAAUUAUUAUAAUGGAUUUUGUAUGUCUAUAUUUCUAUUUCUAUUUAAAAAAAUAUCUAAAAGACAAAACUUUAUUGCUUCCAAGACAAUCCUUAUUUUAUAUCGUACUCUCAAUUAUUUACAUAUUUUAAAUAGAGGAUCUCUUAGCCCUGCUAAGUUCUAUGCUUUAUGACAUUAUAGUGGUAUAUAGGGGAACCAGCUUAAGGGAUUCCUGGAAUGCUUGUGCCUUAUGUUUAAGCUCCUCUUGUUGUAUUUUUGUGAGAAAUAUCUGGGUCAUAGCCGCCCCCUUGCAUUUUUAAUCCUGGAGCCCCAUUUAAUUAGGAUGCCUCUUAUGACACCCGUAAGGGCUUCCCAUAUCCAUUCAGCAGUUGAAUGCUGGGUGGUAUUCUCUGUGAAGUAGUGUUGCAAACUGGUAUUGAUCUCAUCUGCUACCCUUGUGUCAUCUAGAAGCGAAUCGUUAAGGUGCCAUCUGGGAUUAGGCUGUGUGGCACCUUGUAUAGCUUUUUCUAAGUAAAUGGGUGCAUGGUCCGACCAUGUUAUAUUUCCAAUAGAAGUGUUGGCCAGCAGGUGUAAGUGUCUGUGGUUUGUGUAGAACCUAUCUAUGCGUGAGUAUGAAUUUUGCGGUGUGCGAGAAAUAGUAGUCCCUUCCCUCUGGGUGAACUGUGCACCAGCUGUCAAUGAGUUGGAGUGAGUGUAGUACUUUAUGUAAAAGGAGUCUCUGCUGUUUGAGAUGGUCCUUGUCUUGUGAGGUAGUAUCUAGUGCCUGGUCCGGAGCAGUAUUCCAGUCGCCCCCUACAAUCAGAGUCCCUUCUAUGAAUGGGUCAAGUUUGGCCAAUAUUUGUUUAAGGAAGUAGAUUUGGCUAUUGAUGGGUGCAUAAAUAUUUGUGAAUGUGAAUAAUGCAUUAUUUACAGUGUCCUUGAGAAAUAAAAAUGGACCUUGUGGGUCCGUGAUACUUUCUUUUGGGGUAAAAGCUAUAUUUGAUGAAAUUAGGACUGCCACCCCUCUGAACCUUCCCCCUACAUAGUUACUGUAGAAAGAAUGGGAGAUAUGCCUAGCUCUGAGCUCCCUUGGCUUGUGUUUCCUGUAUAAAGUGGACAUCUGUGUAGGUCUCUCAGUAGGAUAUUAUGUUCUGGUGAGUUUAGACCCCUGGUGUUAAUGGAGAUCAACUUCAAGUUGACUCCCUGCCUAUCACUGCAGACUGGCAUUAAGUAAUACCUCUAGUUUGUUUGGUUUCACGUAUCUUGGCCACUUGGAGCAUAACAAAAUCAAACUUGGGUACCGGUAAGUAUUUAACUUGCACGUCUCGGUGGUAAUCGAUAGCUUGGCAGGCAGCAUAUCGCCUGGGAGGGAAGAAGUCACUAAAUGAGUAAUAGAAUAAAAAAUUGUAAAUUUACAUGGUGAUCUUGUCCUAAGACAAUAAGUGGGUAAUUAUAAACGUUUCUUGAUAUAGAAUAGUAUGGGUUGGUCUGCCUAUGGCUUUGGAAGCGGAUCCAGCUAUAUACGAGUUGAUCUGCUGUCAGUCGGUUUAUGCUCACCUCCAAUGCCCUAUUUGCCUAAUUAGCAUAUGGAUAGAUAAAAAGGGGGGAGGGGGAGGGAAUUAAAAUAGCCCCUUGGGGGGAUUACAAGCAGACUCAACCAUAUAAAAUUUAAUAAUUUCAACAUCAACAUAAAUCAACCGCUUUGGUAGCACGAUGCUAUGGCACAGAGUGCCUAGAAAGAAUAAAGGAUAUACCCUGAGGAAGAGUUCAGGUUGGCCUUGCUAGGGUGUCCGGGCCCAAGUCUUUGGGUGCCGGAGUCGUCCUCCGCUUUUUUUCUGGACAACUUCUGCCAUCUUGCUCAUUGGGGUUGUGGAUUGCAGGUCCGUCCAGUCCUCCACACUCACGCAAGUACGUCCGCUGGGGCCAUAAUAGCGUAGAUAGAUCUUGCCUCCAUGCAUCACUGAUAGUGCGAAUGGAUAGUUCCACCUGUAUUUGAGUCCCUUGUCAUUCAGGGCCUUUGUUAUCGGCCUAAGCGCCCUGCGGGCCUGAAAGGUAGCCUGUGAUAGAUCCGGAAAGAUGAGCACUUGCUUGCCUUGGAACGAUAUCUGUGGUUAUGAUCUGGAUUGUCUUAGAAUGUGCUAUUCAAGGUGUAGUUAUGUAGGCGGCAGAUGAUAAGAGUGAGGCCUCAUGGCCCCAUGAGCUUGGUCAAAUUUGAUCCUGUGGACAUCGUAAUAUUUGGUUGAAUAGCCUCUCCAGCACCUCAAAUACAUUCUCCAAAGUUCCAUUGGGAGGCUCUUACCCGCAGGUUAUUUCUCUGCCCUCUGUUAUCCACAUCAUCUAAUUUUCUAUGGAGGUAUUGUAGUGCCUCAUUUUGUUUGAUAAAGGCCUCUUGCCACAGUGUCCAUUGUGCUGGUGUAGCCUCCCCUUCAUCCUCCAGUGUUUGUACCCACUGUCCCAGGGCCUGCACUUCAUUUCCCAUAGCGUGCAGCUUUUCCCCCACACUUGCCUCCAAUUUUUGCACCAUAGACAUAGCCAUGUCUGCUCGUGAGGGUAGUUGGAGCAAAAUAGUAUGCAGGUCCAUGUCCUCCGAUAAUAUUUUGGACCCUGCUGGGCUUCUAGGCGGCAUUUCCUGUGUUUUGCGGCUGGGCGCCAUCUUGGGCCAUCUUCCACUAUGCUCAGUUCUGUAAAAAACCUCAGGAGCUAGACUUUUUUUAUGCAGCUGGCGGAUUCGUUGGGGUGUUGCUGGAGGCUGUGCGGUGUUUUUUCGUUGCAAUACUGUUAUUUUCUGCUCAGGACACGGUUAUUGAGCCCAGGUCGCUGUGGAGCACUUCACUCACGCGUGCAUCCGCUGUGCUGGUCAAGUCAAACCCCCAAUACAUAAUGUUUUCAUUGGGUGUAUAUUUACUAAACAAUAAUUAUUUUUAUUUUUUUUUUGCAUUUUGCCAGUGGUUUAUCUUUUUAAAUAUUUUUGAGUAACUGACUUAUAGAAAAUAUAGGUAUUUGUUUAUUACCCCUUUGAUAAAUUGUAUGAAGAAUCUGCUAUUUACAACUCAAACUGAUUACAAGGAAGAAAAAUAAAUUCUCCUUUUAGCCUAAAUAUCUUUCCUCUAUUUCUAUAUUGCUCUUAUCUUACAGUUAUAUCCAUUUUGGAUGCAAUAUUUGCAUAAGAGAUAUUUCAGACAGGAACUGUUAAAUUUUAACUUAAACUUUAAAUUCACUUUGAAUUCUCACUUUAAGUAGUGAAUAUUUCUAGGCAAUACAUUCCAAUUUAUAUACAAAAUUAGCUAAAAUUAUACCUAGGCAAUGUGAAACUAUCUGAAUUAUUGGGUGGUGGUUAAGGAAUUAGCUAUUCCAAAGGGGGGGAGGGGGGGAGGUAAACCUUUUUAAUCUAUGUCCUCACUGUUGCCACUUUGAGUAACUGUUUAGUUGGUGAUGUGUUUUUUUAUGUAAUGGCUUGAUUUUAAUUUAUUCCCUGUAAAUACAAUUUCCUAUAGUGUCAAUAUUUUUUCUCCUUAGUUGGAACAAUAAAACAAUCAACAAACAAUGUUUCCUUUUUUCUCCUCAUUUGCGCUAUAUACUGUGGCUAUGGCUAGAUUGUAAUUAAAUCUUUAAUAUAUGUUUAAAAAAAUGGAGCACAACAUGAAAAUUUUCACUGCACUCUUCAAUUACUUUCCACAAUCCACUUUAACUACUAGCAUAUCUACAUGUUUCUAAGCAUCUAUCCUUUUGGAUAUUGUUGAAAUAGAAAGCAAAUUCCAUAAUGUUUUUACUAGAAAAAAAAAAACACACGCACACACACGCGCUGGCACACACACUCUCUCUCUAAUGAGAAUAUACCCUUUAACACAAUACCAGUGAACUAACAUAAUUGCUUAUUAAAAUAUAAUUGAAAAUGCAUUAUUGUAUUAUUUCAAAUAGGAUUUUGCUACACAACUGAAGAAAAUAUGUAAAUUCUUUGGACUCCAUUUGACAAAUGAACAAAUUAACAAAAUUGAAAAUAAGACUACUUUUAAAUCAAUGAAGGAAAAAUCCCAUGAAACUCAUGGUGAAUUUGGUGAUUCAAUGUUCCGAAAAGGUAAGUAUCUCAAAAAUAUAUUUUAUUGGGUCUGAUUAUUUACAACUUCCAUUGCUAUACAAAAAACAUGCAUAUUCCAAUUAAGAUAAAUCUGCAGAUAUUUUGGAGACUUUUGAAAUUAACAUUUAAUGUAUCUUAAUAAAUACAUUAACUAUGCAGAGCUUAUCUAGUAAAUUCCAAAAAUUAUUACUGGACCUCAGUUAACAGGAAUCAGAUUUGUAAAUCCCUCUGCAGAAUAUGGUUUAUAAAUAGGAAAUUAAAACAUGCCUUAGUUGCUAUACCAUUUCAUGGUAUUGUCUCAACACCAACAUGAUUUACCUUCCCAGACCCAGUUCACCUCACAGGUGGUAGUUGAAUUCAAUAAUAUAAACCCUUGCCAUGCUGUAAUUAUUUAUACCAUCUCUAUUGGGUAGUUAUUACAUGCAUCACAUUAGUUUAAGGGUUUCUCCAACCACCAUAACCACUUUCUCUUUUUGUAGUGGUCAUGGAGGUAGGAGUCUGGAUGUGGAGUGGUUCUGCUUGGAACAUUGCAAAUCCAGAGUCAUUUGCAAUUGUAUUCCGGGGCUUGUUACACCCUCGGCACACUUGAAUGUGAAUUCUGUGCAUAUAUUCUGACUCUAUAUAUUUCUCCUUUCCCUCCCCACUCCCUUUGCCUUCAACAGUUCAGAGCGGCACUUGCACUCUGAGGCAGUUCAAUGGUCUGAUCUAAAGCUUCUCUAUAAGAAGUCUUUGAUUGCACCUCCACUUGGCUCCUGUAAUGUCACAAAGCAUAAAACCUAGUUAAAAUGGAAAUAAUGUUAUCUCUGAUCUAUUUUUCCUGCCCUUAAAGGGGAGAUAGGGGACUGGAGGAGCCUUUUCACUGAAGAACAGAGCAGAGAGAUGGACGCAAAGUUUGAGGAACGUCUUGCAGGAACGAAAGUGGGAAAGAAGCUAAAUUAUAAUAAAUACUGCAAGUUCUAGAAUUAUUCAAACACCAGCGUGUAAUGAUUUUGCUUACUGCCUUAGUAAAGAUACCACACUAAAUUAUGUUAUCUUAUUUUACUGCUUUAGAGUUGCAUUCACAGUUUACAAAUAAUCCCUCAAUUACAGACCAUAAAUAAUUACCUUUAAAAUCCACAUAUUUCUCAAUUAAUAAUUAACCUAAUAAUGUUUAGCUUAUUGGAAAAUUAACCAAAUAAAGAUUCAUUCUUACUAUUUUCACACCUCUGCAUUGGAUUUUAUUUUUAAAUUUUUUGUGCUCAUUCUAAUACUUUGAUAUUUGAAUUCAGCCCCAUUUAAUAAUAACUCAUGCCAUAAGGUGCAAAUAAAACUCCAUACGGAAAGUGUUAUAUUUUAUCUUUUAUGUGUGGACACGUACUGCCCACCAAAACAGAAACAGCGACACUGCACGGCACAAUAGAACCUUGAUUUAACCUGUAAAACUGCUUAUCUUCUGUAUUAUGCAAUGUUAGCCUCAAUCACUAUUGGCCCCUGCGCGAGCCACUGUAUACUGCAAUGCCGUAAUAUGUGUCGAACCAAAAAUAAAGAAUUUAAAAAAAACAAAAAAAAAACUCCACACGGAAUACUAUUUUACAUCGUUAAAUGUUGUUAUGAUGAAUCAAAGACUAACAACCUGGUACAUUGUAGGGACAUCAGAUACUUAGUUUUGCACAUGACCCUCCCCUGUUCUCGGAAGACCCCUCCCAUUAAUGUACCCUAGAUAAGUUUUAUAUUACUAAAUUGUUAUAUGCCCAUUUCAUGCCGUUUGCACAAGCCUAUUCAGGUUGUUUGUUAAUAGUUGUCAAUAUUUGAUUGGUAAUUAAUGAUACUCCCCCUAGACAUCCCCUUAUUUUGUUUGCCUUCUAAACUUUGCUCUGUUUAAAAAACAUCAGACAUUUCUGAACUGAA
Pelobates cultripes (western spadefoot toad) is the source of this 35542-nucleotide messenger RNA. NCBI's taxonomy places the organism in Eukaryota, Metazoa, Chordata, Amphibia, Anura, Pelobatidae. The record is from the annotation of a GenBank genome assembly.